Messenger RNA from Penicillium angulare, 993 nucleotides. RefSeq lists its product as uncharacterized. The coding region runs from base 1 to 993 and encodes 330 amino acids. NCBI's taxonomy places the organism in Eukaryota, Fungi, Ascomycota, Eurotiomycetes, Eurotiales, Aspergillaceae. The transcript has 2 exons. The record is from RefSeq and is a predicted model, not a curated record.
AUGAAGCCUGCAGACUCUACGCUCAAUUUUCCCUGGGGCAGCCUACCUGUGGAACAGGACAUCCUUACGAACUGGGAUUCCUACUCAAGUGAGAGCAUAGGACAGCAACGCCUCCGGCUCAUCAGACAGCAUCUAGAGUCGGACACGAUUCCCCUCGAACGGUAUUUCCCAGACGCCCAAAGACGAGCUCCGCAAAUAGCUGUUCACAUCAUUCUCAGACCAUGGCGAUCUGAGAAAAUACGCAAAGCAGCUAUUCAACACUUGCAUGGUAAUUAUGAGAUCCCUCUGAUGCUUCGGACUCAUUACAGCAAAGACGCAGGUGAACUGGAGAUGGACAACACUAAGCUAGCAGACUGGGUUGACUAUGACGAAGGGUUCUCAGCUGAAGCCUACUGGGCGUGUCUAGAUGACCCAGAGGUUUUUAAUUUUGGAGAGCAAUGGCAGAAAAUCUUCGAGAUCAUUCCUGAGCUCACAGAUGGUGAUUUUUCAGCGCCUGGGCUGCCCGGGCAUCGACUAAAUUUCCCACCUAGCGAUUCCGAGAUCUACGAUAUGGCAUAUUGGCGCGAUACAUUCAAAUAUUAUCUUCGCGAUGACAAGGAAAAAUUUCCUUGGGAAUGGCACAAAGACCCCCACUUGACGAUCCACAGAGCAGCGCGUGUUCUAUACCGCAGAUGGUGCACCAGACAUCUUAUCGUUGUUGACAAGAAGGCUUUUGCCACAGGACAUGGCCGUCUGAUUUAUCUUGACUCGAGACGGAACAUCAUACGGGAGACACGUUUUGACUUGAACGAGAAGCAUUCUAUGAGUGAUAUCAUCACAGAUUGGCUCGAUGUCUAUGGUUUCCCAUUGAUGUGGGAAGAUAGUGGGGUUGGGGAGAAAUAUCGGGUUGAUGGGGAAUUUGGGCAAGCUCUGUACCAACUGACCGAGGAGGACUGGGCUGAUCCGGAGUUAGAGCCACUGGCGGCUGCACUCGAGUCAUUCUCGAUUCAUUGA